CCUUCCAAGUAAACGGUACAGUUUUAUCCGUUACAGAGAGAGAAAAAAUGAACAUCUUCUCAUCUUCUCCGUCUGCUUCUUCUUCUUCUUCAACCUCCAAAUUCACUCUCUUCUCUACUUCUCAAAACCCAAACCCUUCAAAAUUCCACUCCUUCAAAGUCCCCAUCAAAACCCUCCUCCCGCGUCCCCUCUUGCCUCCGCCCUUGUCCUCUCACCAACCACCGCUUCUCCACGAAAAUCCCCAAUCCUUCAACUCAACCGCCACCGGUCGCGGCGGCGACGGCGGAGAUGAAAAUGAUGAGGAUGGAGGCAAUGGAGAUAUCAGAACUGCGAAAGAGUCUCUGGAGGAGUUGCUGGUGGUUCGGAGGCCAGUUAUGGAGGUUUCGGAGGAAGAUGGAGGCGGCGAUGAUGAGUUAUCUUCGUCAGCAAUUAUCGAUGUGGGGCUUUCGGAGUUUGCGAGGAAGAUGCCGAUUUUUGAGCCGGAGAGGGUGGAAUUGAGCUCUGGGGAUAAGCCUCUUGUGGUGAAUUUGGAUUUGGCUUUGUAUCGUGCAAAGGUGCUUGCGAGGAGCUUUCGGUAUAAUGAAGCAGAGAAACUUCUUCAGAAGUGUAUUAAUACUUGGCCUGAAGAUGGGAGACCAUAUGUGGCACUGGGGAAGAUUUUAAGCAAGCAAUCAAAGACAGCUGAAGCCAGAGCUGUGUAUGAGAAAGGCUGCCAAGCAACACAAGGUGAAAAUGCCUACAUUUGGCAGUGUUGGGCUGUUCUGGAAAAUAAGAUCGGAAAUGUAAGGAGAGCUCGAGAAUUAUUUGAUGCUGCCACUGUUGCUGAUAAGAGACAUAUUGCAGCCUGGCAUGGAUGGGCAGUUUUGGAGCUAAAACAAGGAAAUAUAAAGAAGGCAAGAAAUCUCCUUGGUAAAGGUCUCAAAUAUUGUGGUGGAAACGAGUACAUAUACCAGACACUUGCAUUGCUUGAGGUUAAAGCAACCCGUUAUGAGCAGGCGAGGUAUUUAUUCAAGCAGGCCACCAAAUCUAAUCCCAAAAGCUGUGCAAGCUGGCUUGCGUGGGCACAAUUAGAGAUGCAACGGGAAAACAACGGCACUGCUCAGCAACUUUUUGAGAAAGCAGUCCAAGCCAGUCCAAAGAAUAGGUUUGCCUGGCAUGUAUGGGGAGUCUUUGAAGCUAAUCGGGGGAAUAUUGAUUUUGGAAGGAAACUUCUAAAGAUAGGUCAUGCAGUGAAUCCUAGGGAUCCUGUUCUUCUUCAGUCUCUUGCAUUAUUGGAAUACAAAUACUCAACUGCAAAUUAUGCCCGAGUGCUGUUCAAGAGAGCAUCUGAACUGGACCCAAGGCACCAACCUGUAUGGAUUGCUUGGGGGUGGAUGGAGUGGAAAGAAGGAAACAUAUCCACAGCCAGGGAACUCUACCAAAAAGCAUUAUCAAUCAAUUCAACCACCGAAAGUGCUGCCCGAUGCCUUCAGGCUUGGGGAGUUUUAGAGCAGAGAGUUGGCAACCUAUCAGCUGCCCGGAGUCUAUUUAGAUCUUCUCUAAACAUAAAUUCUCAAAGCUAUGUUACAUGGAUGACAUGGGCAUCUUUUGAGGAGGAUCAAGGAAAUUCUGUGCGUGCUGAGGAGAUUCGUAAUCUUUAUUUCCAGCAGCGUACUGAAAUUGUCGAUGAUGCUUCAUGGGUUAUGGGGCUCUUAGACAUUAUCGACCCAGCAUUUGAUAGCAUAAAGCGGUUCCUGAACUUGGACCAAAACUCAUAUUACAAGGUAAAUGAUACUUCCAGAGACAUAGCUGGAGCUAAUGACAAGGGAGAAGAAUCAGCCAGCCCUUCCUCUGAUUACAAUAAUGCAGAAAGUACUGAAAGCAGUUUUGAUUUGGAUGCUUUCAUUCUUGAAAGGCUAUCGCUGGACCCAUCCAAACUUGAUAUUCUCUUGGAAAGAACAUCUCAAAAUCCAGUUCAGAAGAAAACUAGGUCUCUGAGAAGGGUAUGGCGGUUAGAAGAUCGAACUACCACGACAUUGCCAAAGUUAUGAGUUUGAUCAUCUUAGGCUCGGGUAAUUACUCCGAAAUAGUUCAUUUUGCUUGUGAAUGUUCCCCCUUCGUUAAAACAUGAUUCAAGGUAAAUGAUCCGGAACUGCAGAGUACAUUCGUAACCGUAUGAACAUUGCGCCAAGUAGUUGCAGGGUUUUAUACAAAAAUUGUAGGAAUAUCCUCUCAAAACUGUAUCAAAUUGACACUAUCAAGGAAGAAUUAGAAUUUCAAAGCUUGGCUUGUAGUUCUGAAUGUAUUUUUGAAGGAAUACAGUAUGUGAGCAUUCUUCCAUGAACAGUGAGAUAUGUAAUUACUUUUUUUAAAUUUGUAAGGUUUUUCUUGCUUUCAAUUCAUA
Camellia sinensis is the source of this 2383-nucleotide messenger RNA. Its product is annotated as protein high chlorophyll fluorescent 107. Gene Ontology annotation, cellular component: chloroplast. Gene Ontology annotation, molecular function: single-stranded RNA binding; protein binding; mRNA binding. The record is from RefSeq and is a predicted model, not a curated record. NCBI's taxonomy places the organism in Eukaryota, Viridiplantae, Streptophyta, Magnoliopsida, Ericales, Theaceae. Gene Ontology annotation, biological process: regulation of translation; mRNA processing.